GAAUUUAUUUUCAUCAGACAUCAACGUCUCUCAGUAGCAUUCAAAUGUAUUUUAAUCUUUGACAAAUUCAUUGUAUAUUCCAAUUUUAGCAAAGAUUUUACAUAUUUCACACUUUAAGAAAACCAACAGCUCGUAUCUAUUAGAGAUAUAUUUGGUUAUGACAAAGCAUUUGAAACGGCAAAAUGACUUCCAUUGUUGAGAUACCAAAGGUUAAGGGCGAGGAGCCAAUUCCACAAUGGAUGAAAAUAGAUUGGUCGGAUGAGGUCCUUCAUGACAUCUACCGGGAUUGGGGCACCUAUUACUCUCGCCGCCGCCGGGAGAACUUUGCAUUGCAUUAUCUCAACAAAGCUUUAGAUUUGGAGCCCCAUGAUCACAUGACCCUUUACAAGAGAUGCCAGACUAAAAGGAAAGCCGCUCAGAUGCAUGGAGCCUUGCAGGACAGUCGUGAUGCAGCCAAAUUGGCCCGCGAGGCUGAUGGUGAGGAGAAGGCUGUUAUCCAGCUGGACAUAUGCGAUGUCCUUUACGAAUUGAACCAGUUUGAGAACAGCAAGGCGGCUUUGCAUAAUAAUAUGCGUGUUUUUACCGGAAACAAAAGAAAAAGCUUUGAGCAGCGUGUUUUAGUGGUGGACGGUGUUAUCCAGGAUGUGACCGGCGAGGCAAUGACUGCAUUCUUCUCGAAGAACCUAAAAACAGCCAAUAUCGUGAAUGAUUUGAUGAAACAAAAGUUAAAGGUGGACACGAGACCGCUGUGGAAGGUCCUAAAGGAGCAGGGCCAGUGCGAUGUGCAGAGUAUCCAGGAUGUUGAGGAGGAGUUGCUGUCGCCCAUGGAGGUUGCACGCCGAAAGCGUGCCUUUAACAUAUUCCAUCAGUCGUAUCUCAAUGACUCCUGGAUUGAUGUACUCUUCAUGAAGAUGCUGGCCAAGAAUCCCAACCUGCUGCUGCCCCAGUGCAAAGAGUCCUCCUAUUUCCUGUACAAUAUCUCCCGGAAACAAUAUGAAAUCGUGCGCAAGUUUAUGAAAAUGUUGCAAUCACGUAGUCCCCUUUAUUUGGUCAAUUACUUGAAGUAUCGCAAUAAGGCAAUGUCCGAAAGGUACAGGGAGGCUUACCUGUUUCGUGUUCAGUAUCAGACGCAUCGCACCAUGAAUACGGUAUUGAAACAGAUUAAAGUUCUGCGAAAGGCUAAGAAGCCUCAGCUAUUGGCCAAGUACGUGGAGGAGGUGAUGGGCGAUUAUGUGGUGUUGAAGACCUCCCGUGUUAUGUGUUGGAAGUUCGAGUUCAUUAACGAGGUUUACAAUACCUUGGCUUUGGCAUUGGCCGAACAACUUCGUGUGCCAAAGAACUUUAAUCUUACAUCAAGCUCGGCUAUACUCAGAUUGCUGCGCAUGCCCACCGAUAAGGUUAAGGAUUUUGUUUCCUUAGUCUUUGGGGAUCGCUCCACUCACCUUGAGCCGGAUGCCAAUGAUCCAUCAGCAAAUAGGGCCAAAAAUCUAACGGCAAGGCUGGAAAAGCGUAUGGUCUUUGCCAAGUACUCGAUCGAAAAGUGUUAUCUUUUGCACCAUCUUGCCCAAACGCAUUUGGAUCAGGGUCGCCAUUCAGAGUGUACUUUUAAUGCUCGCCGGGCCAUUAGGGAAAGUCAAAACUGCAACAGCAAUCUUUGGAAAUUCUUGAGCGUUGUGCAGAUAGUCAAGGCCAAUGCCAUUCUGCACAAACUGGAGCAGACCAAGGAGGCCCUGGAGGACGCCUUGCCCAUUGCCCGUCUCCUUAAUGACACGGAUCUAGAGCUUUUUGUUGAAACCUGUAUAUUGUGCAACACACAAGAAGCAAUCUCUAAGCGUAACACCAUAAUGGCAUCUCGCCGUGGAAGCAGAGCCGAGUCCACAGCUCAAUCAAUGCUCAGUGACCAGGAGAUGGAACAACGUUACAAAUAAUAUUUUACUGAAUUUUAUUUAGUGCUUGGAUUUACUUUCGGAAAAUAUAAAAGCGCUUUACUCUUUAAGUACUUUA
This is a messenger RNA of Drosophila serrata, 2004 nucleotides long. RefSeq lists its product as uncharacterized. NCBI's taxonomy places the organism in Eukaryota, Metazoa, Arthropoda, Insecta, Diptera, Drosophilidae. Gene Ontology annotation, molecular function: protein binding. The record is from RefSeq and is a predicted model, not a curated record.